Zasmidium cellare ATCC 36951 is the source of this 651-nucleotide messenger RNA. RefSeq lists its product as uncharacterized. The coding region runs from base 1 to 651 and encodes 216 amino acids. The record is from RefSeq and is a predicted model, not a curated record. The transcript has a single exon. NCBI's taxonomy places the organism in Eukaryota, Fungi, Ascomycota, Dothideomycetes, Mycosphaerellales, Mycosphaerellaceae.
AUGGCCGAAGCUGGAGCCAUUCUCGGCACCAUCAGUGCCAUAAUUUCCCUGAUCGAUGCCGCCAAGAAGGUCUAUGAUGCGGUCGGCGAUGCUCGCGGUUUACCAGAGGCGUUCCGCUUAGUGGCAUCAAAUUUGCCGCUCGUUCAUGCGAUUCUGGAAAAGAUACAAGCUCAAUACCGGAGUGCAGCAUCUGACGGCCAUGACAUCGCUAUCAUCGCUGAAGCCCUCGAGGACUGUCGUGACAAGGCUGAUAGCCUCAAGAAAAUCUUCGUCAAAGUUCUUCCAGGUGAUAAGGACUCGUGGGUCGACAGAUAUAAGAGUGCUCUCAGGACCAUUAAGCCGGGCAGGGCCGACAAGGUCGAGAAAUUGAUGGAGACGAUCAUGGACAAGCUGCAACUUUUACAAGAACAUAGUAUCGCAGACAACCUCACAGGCGGAGAGCGUCGUCAACUCAAGAAAGGGAUUGACAGCCUGGAAAAAGUGGAGCCCUCAAUCUCGGACGAGGGAGUUGGUGGUUCACUCACGCAGUACGGGCAAGGAUCCAAUGCCGCCACAGGCCAUGCAACGCAAACAAACAACCAGAACUUUGGUUCCGGGAACACCUAUCAACCUCAGCAAGACAGCUUGAUUCAGGCGAACCUGGUUACCUGA